Solea senegalensis (Senegalese sole) is the source of this 3456-nucleotide messenger RNA. It is a transcript of the gene gal3st4, whose product is annotated as galactose-3-O-sulfotransferase 4. Gene Ontology annotation, cellular component: membrane. Gene Ontology annotation, molecular function: galactosylceramide sulfotransferase activity. The coding region runs from base 266 to 1645 and encodes 459 amino acids. The record is from RefSeq and is a predicted model, not a curated record. Lineage: Eukaryota; Metazoa; Chordata; Actinopteri; Pleuronectiformes; Soleidae. The transcript is spliced from 4 exons. Gene Ontology annotation, biological process: glycolipid biosynthetic process.
UGAUGCACUGGAGGAGACGUUGCAUACAUACUCACACAGAGAGGAUUUGGCGAGGGACGGACGGCAGCAUCCGUCACACACACACAUUCACACUGAGCCACGAUCCAUGUCUGUGAGCGGGCCUGCUCCGGCUCCAUGGCCUGAUCUGUAGCUUCUGCGACGGCGGGAGGAGCUGCGGCUGUAGCCUGCGAGAUGCUCCGAGCUCUCCGCUACUGCUGCUGCACGACAACAACACUGACACUGAAGCCGACCGCGGGAUUCAGCCAUGCUUUACAGACGAGCAGCCAGGAUGGUAAAAUGUCUGACCUGUGGUCAUGUGGGUCCAGUGUGGAUGUGGAAGGCACUGCUGUUCUUCGCUGCCAUUGCGAUUGCUGACCAGCUACUGGAUGUCAUCUUCAAGAAGAGCAGUGUCCAGCCAGCUGCUCACUCCAUUUUCUCAUCCCCUGAUGCUCAGGGGCCGUCCCUGGGCUCCUGCCAGCCCCACACCCACAUCAUGUUCCUCAAGACCCACAAGACAGCCAGCAGCACUGUGCUCAACAUGCUCUACCGCUUUGGAGAGGAGCGCAAUCUCUCCUUUGCCCUGCCAGUGCGCUACCAGCUGGGCUAUCCACUGCCCUUCAAAGCCACCAUGGUCAAAGGUUACCGGGGUCCCAGGGCCGUAGAGUUCCACAUCAUGGCUCAUCACAUGAGAUUCAACAAGCCGGAGGUGGAGAAGGUGAUGCCAGCAGACACGUUUUAUUUUUCUAUCGUCAGGAAUCCGAUCUCUCUGGCUGAGUCUGCCUUUGCGUAUUUCAAAUCAGUAGCACCUGCCUUUCACAAAGCCAAAACCCUUGGAGAGUUUGCUGAUAACCCGAUGAAAUUCUAUGACCCUAAUAUUACCUACAAUUUCCUCACCCGUAACCUGCUGUGGUUUGACUUUGGCAUGGACCACAAUGCUAAGUUUUCUGUGGAAGAGGCUCAGCGUGCUGUGGCCACAAUCCGUCAGACCUUCAAGUUGGUUCUGUUGUCUGAAUAUUUUGACCAGUCCAUGAUCCUGCUGAGACACGCUCUCUGCUGGCCACUGGAUGCUGUUGUCUCAUUUAGCCUCAACGCUCGCCAGCAGAAGCCCAGUGGGUUUGGGGGGAUGAGUGGGAGCUGGGUGAGCAAAGCUGCAGCAGUGGCUGGUGUCAAAGUUACAGGAGGACAUUCAUUAACAAAGACACCUGAAAGUCAGUCACUAACGGAGGAACAGCGCGAUAAGCUGCAGCAGUGGAACACCUUUGACUGGUACUUAUACCAAGCCUUUAACCAGACCUUCUGGGAUGAAAUCCACAAGUUUGGUCUCGCUGAAAUGGAGCAAGAAGUAGCUCUUCUCAGGAUUCUGAGAGAAGAUCUGGCCCGGGUUUGUCUCAGGGACGGCGGUAAACCCGUGGAGGCACAACAGAUCAGAGAUAAAAGCAUUCGGCCAUUCCAGAGUGGACCCGUGAAGAUUCUUGGCUACGAGCUCCAGCCAGGGCUGGACAACCGCACGAGGACAUCCUGUCUUAGGAUGAUCAUGCCGGAGCUCCAGUACAAAGACUUGCUGGAUGCUAAACAGUUCCCUCGGGCUCAGACAGUCCAGCAAGGAAAGCAGACAUCAACCCGGAUGAGAAAAGACUCACACUGACCAGGAGAGAAGUUGGGUGGAGGACAGUAAAGGAAGGGGAGAGAGAGAGAAGCCAUUUAAUUCGGACCAACUAGAGAGAGAGUGAAGGUUGAGAUAGUUUAAGGUGAGUCUCCGUCCUACUUUAUUAUUAUUUUGAAUUAUUUAGAAAACUGAGCCGAGUGUGGUUUACACAAAAUAAUACAAAAUGAUCCUCCUUUGCACUCAAAACAUUUUUUUUUUUUUAAAUGUCACUGCUCUUUGUGAAAUCCUUGUUGACUUGACCGACAUCCUCUGAGAACUUGGGAUACUCUCAUGGCUGCAGUAAGAUGCUAAGUUGGCAGUUGUGUGUUUUGUCUCUCUGGAAUGUGAAGGGACGAAAGAAGAAGCAGUUCUUUUGUUGACAGGUUAAUCUCACAGUCAUGUGACAGCACACACACACACACACACACACACACACACACACACACACAGAGAAGCCUGUUUAAGUUUGUCUUAAUGUUAAUACUUUCAAGAGUUCUGGCUUCCAUGUUGACCUCAGUGCCCAUGUGUAAAAUUUCUCAAUGCAAGAUCACAUAGAAUCCCAGUUUGUGCCUCUCAAGCAGAACCAGAGAGUCUCUGAACUAACUAUCUCUUUUACUAAGAUAAAAAAGUGUUUGAAAUAUAUAUUCCCUCAGAUUUAAAGGUAUUUUCAAAAUGAUCAGAUACUCUUCCUACAAACUGAUGAAGAAAUCUUCUGUCCUAGUCUUUCCUCUUGCAUUCCAUGUCUACAGAGAGUUGACAGGUUAACAUGGCUCAGUUCAUGUUAAAAUGUUAAACUGAGAUCCUCAGUCUGGCAUUUCACGCAUGCAUACAUGAUCUCCCACUCCUAUACACCGUAAUGUCUAAGGGUAUGAAAUACUGUGUGUCUAGUAUUGGGUAUAUAUACCUGUGUAUCAUGUAGACUACACCACUGCACUCAGAUAUAUAUAAUGAAGUGGAAAUUAUUGUCCUUCAGAUGGUUUUAAGAGUCUUUGUGACAAGUGACAAGUAGUUUUUUUCCAUGGUUUUAAAAAGUCCCUUUGUUUAAAAAGCCUCUGUGGCUCUAAAUUAGAGGACAAACUGGGGUUAGAGUGUUUACAUAGCUCUAAUUUCCUUUGGCUAAUACUUUUUGUAGAGUUAGUACUGGCUGAUAACUCUGUUGUUCAGCUUGUGAAAUAUCUUUUAAUAAUACAAGAGGGGAAACUUGAUCUGAGGCCUGAACUUCUGUACUGGGAAGCUGCUUGAUAGUCACCAGGCUGCAGGAGAUGUUAUGUAUUAGUUAUCUAUAACAUGCAGAUACAUUUCUACAGCGAGACGUAAGUUACUUUCAGAAAUGAACUUUAGACGAUGUCCCAAAUAUUAGCUGAGUUUCCUGUUUGCCUACAAUGCACUUCACAAGAAAUUCAUUUACAGACACGUUCACAGAUGCAGGAUUAAUUUUCAGAAUAUUCAGGGGUGGAGCCUGGCUUGAGCAUGCAGGAGGCAGGAUACAAAUGGUACUUUUCCACUAUACACUUAUAGCACUGCACGGCUACAAUGUUUUGGUUUUUUUAACGAUAGUACCUGGUACCUUUUCUAGUAGCUGCUCUGGCAAGGUCCCAAGCAAGCUGAGCCAAUACUAAACGUGACGUUGACAGACUGCAAGCCACUGGUUGGCAGAGAGUGUAAUUACUGGAACAGUCAUGAGUGUGAUGUCAGACACACAAAUCAAACCGAACAAUGCCGAACUGUAGAUCACAGAAAAAGACAUACAACAUUUAGCAGGGACAUUUCUAAAAUCUUAAUAUUUAAGAGAGGAGUCUGGUGUAUUCAGC